GUGAAGAAAAACCAACAGCAGAAUGUACCACGUUCAAUUGCGCUUCUCAGAACCAGAGCUCCCACCUCAACCUCCAUGUGAAGCUUCACUCAGAUCAUGCUUGUUCAGCCCGUCCGACUCCGACGAUUUUUUUCAUCGAAGAAACGGGUCAAAUAAAAGAGUCGUCCAUGUUUUACCUUGUGCCAGCAUUCCUGAUGGAGUCUCGGCCGAAAGAAUUUCCCGGUAGACUUCAACUUUUUAUAUCAGAUGCGAAUAUAUAUGGGUCUGGAAACUUGUGAUGCUAAAGUGUGGAUGACAGGGGAAACAUUUCCGAAACCGAAUGCAGCCAAGCAUGACAAUUCUCCAGAACCCUUUCGCAUGCGACGCUGCGUUUUUCAUUUUCUAUGACAAGAGAGGCUGAAAAUUUCCUUCGUCAUGCAAUACAGAUUUCAGAUUCAGAGGAAUGCAAAGCCAGCAUCACAAGUUCGAACUUUCCAGGCCCAGACAUCGUUGCGAUGAGUAGACUUUUUUGCAUAUGUUGCAGUUGCCCUUUCCAUCCUGAUGCAACCUCAAUGUUAAUCCAACGGCACGUUGUCUUAUUAUUGAAAAAAUUAUAUCAUUCUUAUUGGCCACGAUAAUAUACACCGGUAAUUAAAGGUAGAAAUCAAAAACCAUUGGAAUUACAGGUGAGGUGGAGUUCCGUUGAAUAAAUUCUUAUAUCUGUUGCGAGAAAAAGUGCGACCCACUGUUGUGUUGGAAAAACCUGACAUCCGGUCCUGCACUUCUUGUCCGUAGUACGGAGGUCCGCACUCAUUCUGGAAGUCAAUGAGUAGAGGUAGUUGUGAUCGGGGGAGCUUCGCCUGCGGCAAAACCAGCUCCUCGUGGCGCACCACGGAAAUAGUUUCCAAAAUCUGGCUGAAUGCAGCAGCACGGAAUAAAUUUGUAUACACGUGUCUCGAACAAAAGCGGCAUUCGAAUUGUAAUUUUUCAAACGAAAGAUCAAGACGGCACUGAAAGAAAAUGUUUAAGCCAGCAACGAUAAUAUAGAGAGUUUCGAUUCCGUUUCCGACGACAACGCAGACUCAGCUCGUGCUGUUUUACC
Molecule: messenger RNA, 1081 nt
Organism: Amoebophrya sp. A120
Lineage: Eukaryota; Dinophyceae; Syndiniales; Amoebophryaceae
Source: the annotation of a GenBank genome assembly